Molecule: messenger RNA, 1080 nt
Organism: Cladophialophora psammophila CBS 110553
Lineage: Eukaryota; Fungi; Ascomycota; Eurotiomycetes; Chaetothyriales; Herpotrichiellaceae
Exons: 2
Coding region: 1-1080 (359 amino acids)
Cellular component (GO): cytoplasm
Molecular function (GO): phosphatase activity
Source: RefSeq, a predicted model, not a curated record
AUGGUUUGCCUGGCAACCCCUUUGCUGCUCAGCAGCGCUUUCACUGCUGUCUCGGCCUACAUCCAAUAUUCAACUGUGACCGGCUACUUCCUCCAAGAUGACAAUUCGACCAAUGCCACCACCUUUGACUAUACUGCCACCAACUUCGGCCUCAUCAACCAGAGCUACCCAACCGACCCCUCCAACGCCGCCUCGCUGACCCAGUGGCAAAGGUUUGCCCUGGUCAUUGCUAAUCUGACCAAGUCUGCUCCCUCAAAUGUCCAAUUUAAGCUGCUUUUCAUGGGCCGACACGGCGAGGGCUGGCAUAAUGCCGCCGAAUCUUACUACGGUACUCCCGCUUGGAACUGCUACUGGUCCCUUCUCGACGGCAAUGCGACAGCCACAUGGUCCGACGCCCACUUGACCAACAAUGGGAUUGCUCAGGCCCUUGUCGCCAACAAGUUCUGGCUGUCUCGUAUUCAGGAACAGAAGAUCCCGACGCCGCAAAAGUACUACGUCUCGCCCUUGUACCGAUGCCUGUCCACGGCGAACCUCACAUUCUCCGGCCUCCCGUUACCUCCAAACGAACCGUUCAUCCCCACGGUCAAGGCACUACUCAGAGAGUCCAUCUCCGAACACACUUGCGACCGCCGCUCCAACAAGACAUACAUCCACUCUCAGUUUCCCACGUACAAAUUCGAGCCUGGUUUCCCAGAGACCGAUCAACUCUGGACCGGCGUCACCGCCGAGACCAACUCCGCUCAAGACGCAAGAUCAAAGACAUUGCUCGACAACAUCUUCUCAACUGACGACUCUACUUACCUGUCCUUUACCUCGCACUCCGGAGAGAUUGGCUCCAUUCUGAGAGUCCUCGGGCAUAGGACCUUCUCGCUGAAUACUGGCGCCGUGAUUCCUGUGCUGGUGAAGGCCCAGAAAGUUGCCGGACUCAGCACGAUUUCGACGCAGGCUUGGACCCCCAGCCCACACUGCACCGUGCCGCCUGUCACCAGUGUCAGCACGGGCACCAAUGGCGGCUGUGUGUGUCCGAACAGUGCGGCGCCAGUGACGACGACGUUGCCCCCAUUUGCGGUGAGCACUUGA